UGCAUUUACUCUUAUUUUUGUUUCAUAAAAUGCAGGAUUUACCGUAGAAAUGCAGAUUUUACCGUAGAUUAACUUAUUUCAUUUUUAUGUUGGUAGUAACAAAAUCACUAGCAGCGCCAUCUCCUUUCACCGCAACAUCUGCAAAGAUGGCACCGACAGCGAAGGCUGCAAAGCAAGAAAAGAAGCCGGACGAUAAGAAAAAAUCGUCCAAACCUCGUAAUUACGACCUAGGCAAUGGCGUAAUGCGAUUUUCCCGCACCCGCAUGUACCACAAGAAAGCCCUUUACAAGUUCAUGGGCAAGAAAGUGAAACCUACUAAGAAGCCCGCGAAGCCCACUUUUGUCACUAAGCAAAUUGGGGGUGACAAAAACGGCAAGGAACGCAAAGUUUUUCUUAAAAAACGCCGCAAUUAUUACCCCACUCAGGACAAGAUCCGCAAACACCCGGCAAAGAAGACUUUCAAGCAACAUAAACGCCAUUUGCGUUCGACUCUUCUCCCCGGGACUGUGUGUAUCCUUCUCGCGGGCUCUCACAAGGGCAAAAGGGUCGUGUUUUUGAAACAGUUGCAUUCGGGGCUGUUGCUGGUGACGGGCCCAAUGAAGAUCAACUCGUGUCCCUUGAGACGGAUCAGUCAGAGAUAUGUCAUAGCCACGCAGACGAAAAUUGAUAUCAGCAAUGUGAAAAUCCCCGAAAAUAUCAAUGACGAGUAUUUCCGGCGCCAGAGGGAGAAGAGGGCCAAGAAGGAGGAAGGGGACAUCUUCCAGGCCAAGAAGGAAGCGUACAAAGUGAGCGAUCAGAGAAAAGCUGAUCAAAAAGUAGUCGACAAGCAAAUUUUUGAAGCUAUUAAGAAGCACCCUGAUAGGAAAGUUCUGUUGGCUUACUUGUCGGCUAUGUUCGGGCUGAGGUCAUCGCAGUACCCACACAGAAUGCAGUUCUAGAUUAAGUACCAUGUUUUAUUGAUUUAACUGUAAAAAUAUGACUAUUCAAUAAAAGAUGGUUUUCUA
Molecule: messenger RNA, 1004 nt
Organism: Tribolium madens (black flour beetle)
Lineage: Eukaryota; Metazoa; Arthropoda; Insecta; Coleoptera; Tenebrionidae
Gene: RpL6
Product: 60S ribosomal protein L6
Exons: 2
Coding region: 87-938 (283 amino acids)
Biological process (GO): cytoplasmic translation; ribosomal large subunit assembly
Cellular component (GO): cytosolic large ribosomal subunit; ribosome
Molecular function (GO): RNA binding; structural constituent of ribosome
Source: RefSeq, a predicted model, not a curated record